Jaculus jaculus (lesser Egyptian jerboa) is the source of this 6719-nucleotide messenger RNA. It is a transcript of the gene Nup98, whose product is annotated as nucleoporin 98 and 96 precursor. Gene Ontology annotation, biological process: RNA export from nucleus; protein import into nucleus; post-transcriptional tethering of RNA polymerase II gene DNA at nuclear periphery. The transcript has 33 exons. Gene Ontology annotation, molecular function: structural constituent of nuclear pore. Lineage: Eukaryota; Metazoa; Chordata; Mammalia; Rodentia; Dipodidae. Gene Ontology annotation, cellular component: nuclear pore; nuclear pore cytoplasmic filaments. The record is from RefSeq and is a predicted model, not a curated record. Bases 138 to 5588 code for a protein of 1816 amino acids.
AGGCUGUGGCGACGGUUUCCUGGCGGCCGCGCGCUGCUCCGUGAGCGGCGGGCGGCGGGCGGGCCUCGGCCCUCACUCGUGACACUCUCCCUGCCCCAGCGCAGCGCGGCUUUCUGUUGCAAAGACUAAUUUUGAAGAUGUUUAACAAAUCGUUUGGAACCCCUUUUGGGGGAGGCACAAGUGGCUUUGGCACAACUUCAACAUUUGGACAAAAUACUGGCUUUGGCACCACUAGUGGCGGAGCAUUUGGAACAUCUGCAUUUGGCUCUAAUAAUACUACUGGAGGCUUAUUUGGAAAUUCACAGACCAAACCAGGAGGAUUAUUUGGUACCAGUUCAUUUAGCCAGCCAGCUACCUCCACAAGCACCAGCUUUGGAUUUGGUACAUCAACAGGAACAUCAAAUAGCUUGUUUGGAACUGCAGGCACAGGAACCAGUCUUUUCUCAUCCCAGAACAAUGCUUUUGCACAAAAUAAACCAACUGGUUUUGGGAAUUUUGGAACAAGUACUAGCAGUGGAGGGCUCUUCGGAACUACAAAUACCACCUCUAACCCUUUUGGUAGCACGUCUGGCUCCCUCUUUGGGCCUAGCAGUUUUACAACAGCACCUACUGGAACUACCAUUAAAUUCAAUCCUCCAACUGGAACAGAUACUAUGGUCAAAGCUGGAGUUAGCACUAACAUCAGUACCAAGCACCAGUGUAUUACUGCGAUGAAAGAAUAUGAAAGCAAGUCAUUAGAGGAACUUCGUUUAGAGGAUUAUCAGGCUAACCGGAAAGGCCCGCAGAACCAAGUGGGAGCCGGUACCACGACAGGCUUGUUUGGCUCUUCUCCAGCCACCUCCAGUGCCACAGGACUUUUUAGCUCCUCCACAACUAAUUCAAGCUUUGCAUAUGGUCAGAACAAAACUGCCUUUGGAACUAGCACAACUGGAUUUGGAACAACUCCAGGUGGUCUUUUUGGUCAACAGAAUCAGCAGACCACCAGCCUCUUUAGCAAACCAUUUGGCCAGGCCACAACGACCCCGAAUUCUGGUUUUUCCUUUGGUAAUACCAGCACCCUUGGCCAGCCAAGCACCAAUACUAUGGGAUUAUUUGGAGUAACCCAAGCCUCACAGCCUGGAGGUCUUUUUGGAACAGCUACAAACACCAGCACUGGGACAGCUUUUGGAACCGGAACUGGUCUCUUUGGACAGACCAACACUGGAUUUGGUGCAGUUGGUUCGACCCUGUUUGGCAAUAACAAGCUUACUACGUUUGGAACCAGCACAACCAGUGCUCCUUCAUUUGGUACAACCACUGGCGGGCUCUUCGGUAACAAACCAACCCUGACUUUAGGAACCAAUACAAACACUUCUAAUUUUGGUUUUGGCACAAAUAACACUGGGAAUAGUAUUUUUGGAAAUAAGCAAGCACCUGGGACUCUGGGAACUGGGCUUGGUACAGGAUUCGGAACAGCUCUUGGUGCUGGGCAAGCAUCUUUGUUUGGAAACAACCAACCUAAGAUUGGAGGACCUCUUGGUACAGGAGCUUUUGGGGCCCCUGCAUUUAAUACCACAACAGCUAUUUUAGGCUUUGGCGCCCCACAGGCCCCAGUAGCUUUGACAGAUCCAAAUGCUUCUGCUGCCCAGCAGGCUGUUCUCCAGCAGCACCUCAACAGUCUGACAUACUCACCCUUUGGAGACUCCCCACUCUUUCGGAAUCCCAUGUCAGAUCCUAAGAAGAAAGAGGAGAGAUUGAAACCAACAAAUCCCGCAGCCCAGAAAGCGCUUACCACACCUACUCAUUACAAAUUGACACCUCGGCCUGCCACUAGAGUCCGGCCAAAGGCCUUACAAACAACAGGUACAGCCAAAUCACAGCUCUUUGAUGGGCUGGAUGAUGAUGAACCGUCCCUCGCCAACGGAGCAUUCAUGCCCAAGAAGAGCAUUAAGAAGUUGGUUUUGAAAAAUCUUAACAAUAGCAACCUCUUUACUCCUGUGAAUAAUGAUUCAGAAGAUCUAGCUUCACCAUCUGAAUAUCCAGAAAAUGGAGAGAGAUUUAGUUUCCUCAGCAAAGCCGUUGAUGAGAACCAUCAUCAGGACGGAGAUGAUGAUUCCCUUGUAUCACGUUUUUACACCAACCCCAUUGCCAAACCCAUUCCUCAAACCCCAGAGAAGGUUGGGAAUAAAAACAAUAGUAGUAACAAUGUGGAUGACACUAUUGUUGCAUUGAAUAUGCGGGUUGCUUUGCGAAAUGGACUGGAAGGAAGCAGUGAAGAAGCCUCCUUCCAUGAUGAGUCACUGCAAGAUGACAGGGAAGAAAUAGAAAAUAGUACUUAUCAGACACACCCAGCAGGCAUUAUUCUCACAAAAGUUGGUUACUAUACUAUUCCAUCUAUGGAUGACCUUGCUAAAAUUACCAAUGAAAAAGGAGAGUGCAUUGUUUCUGACUUCACCAUUGGUCGCAAAGGGUAUGGCUCAAUCUAUUUUGAAGGAGAGGUGAAUUUGACAAAUCUAAAUUUGGAUGAUACUGUGCAUAUCCGAAGGAAAGAAGUUAUUGUCUACCCAGAUGAUAACCAGAAACCACCUGUGGGUGAAGGGCUAAAUAGGAAGGCUGAAGUCACAUUGGAUGGAGUUUGGCCAACAGACAAAACAUCCCGUUGUUUAAUAAAGAGUCCAGAUCGACUUGCUGAUAUCAACUAUGAGGGGAGAUUAGAAGCUGUUUCAAGGAAACAGGGAGCCCACUUCAAGGAGUACCGACCUGAAACUGGUUCUUGGGUUUUUAAGGUCUCCCAUUUUUCUAAGUAUGGCCUUCAGGAUUCUGAUGAAGAAGAGGAGGAACAUCCAUCCAAAACGACUUCAAAGAAGUUGAAGACUGCCCCUUUGCCCCCUGCAGGCCAAGCUACCCCUUUCCAGACGGCUCUUAAUGGCAAACCUGCACCUCCACCUCCACCUCAGAGCCAGAGUCCAGAAGUGGAACAGUUAGGGAGAGUUGUGGAAUUGGACAGUGACAUGGUAGAUAUCACCCAGGAGCCAGGUUUGGAUUCUGUAUUGGAGGAGAGCGUGCCUGAAGAUCAGGAACCUGUGUCUGCUUCGACGCACAUUGCGUCUUCCCUAGGAAUUAAUCCACAUGUUUUACAGAUCAUGAAAGCAUCAUUGCUCACCGAUGAAGAAGAUGUGGAUACCAUGGAUGAACACUUCAGUCACUUUCCUGCCAAAGGAGAUAUUUCUCAACAAAUCUGUUCUCCCAGACUCCCCAUUUCAGCAUCCCAUUCGUCAAAAUCUCGCUCAAUAGUUGGUGGAUUGCUGCAGUCAAAAUUGACAAGUGGUGUUUUUCUUUCACCAAGUGCCUCUUUGCAAGAAUGUCGCCCUCCGAGAGCAUCUUCUUCAAUGAAUAUCCCAUCCACAUCUGCUUGGUCUCUGCCCUUGACCACUGUGUUUACAGUGCCCAGCCCAGCUCCAGAAGUUCAACUUAAAACAGUUGGUAUACGCAGGCAACCAGGCCUUGUCCCUCUUGAAAAGUCUGUCAUGUAUGGCAAAGGGAAACUCCUGAUGGACAUGGCACUAUUCAUGGGACGUUCAUUUCGGGUUGGCUGGGGACCCAACUGGACUCUUGCUAAUAGUGGAGAACAGCUAACUGGUUCCCAUGAACUGGAAAAUCACCAGACUGCUGAUUCUAUGGAAUAUGGAUUCCUGCCCAAUCCAGUAGCUAUCAAAUCUCUUACUGAGUCUCCGUUCAAAGUUCAUUUGGAAAAACUCAAUUUGAGACAAAGGAAGUUGGAUGAAGACCAGAAAUUUUACCAGACACCUUUGGAGCUCAAAUUAAAGCAUAGCACUGUCCAUGUAGAUGAACUAUGUCCUCUCAUUGUCCCCAAUCCGGGAGUGGCUGUCAUUCAUGAUUAUGCAGAUUGGGUUAAGGAAUCGUCCAGAGACUUACUGGAAGCACAGAUUGUGAAGCACUGGAGCCUGACAUGGACAUUAUGUGAAGCCCUAUGGGGCCACCUGAAGGAGCUUGACAACCAGCUGGAGGAACCCAGUGAGUACAUUCAGAUUCUGGAACGAAGAAGAGCUUUCUCCCGCUGGUUGUCCCAAACUGCUGCACCUCAGAUUGAAGAGGAAGUCUCCUUCGCUCGAAAAGACAACCCUGUCGAGGCUGUCUUCAGCUACCUCACAGGCAAAAGAAUCAGGGAGGCCUGCUCUCUGGCACAGCAGUCAGGUGACCAUCGUCUUGCCCUUCUUUUGUCUCAGUUGAUUGGCAGUCAGUCAGUCCGGGAGCUGCUCACCAUGCAGUUGGCUGAUUGGCAUCAACUACAAGCUGACUGCUUCAUCCAGGAUGAGAGAUUGCGCAUCUUUGCCCUGCUGGCUGGAAAGCCGGUGUGGCAACUGUCAGAACAGAAGCAAAUCAAUGUGUGCUCCCAGCUGGAUUGGAAACGCUCCCUUGCUGUCCAUCUUUGGUAUUUGCUUCCGCCAACAGCCUCCAUUUCCCGGGCACUCAGCAUGUAUGAAGAAGCAUUUCAGAGUACUUCUGAGAGUGACAGAUACGCCUGCUGCCCACUCCCUUCAUAUCUGGAGGGUUCUGGCUGUGUGGUAGAGGAGGAGCAUGACUUGCAAAGACCACUUCAAGACGUUUGCUUUCACCUUCUAAAACUCUACAGUGACAGACACUAUGACCUCAAUCAGCUGCUGGAACCUCGAAGCGUAACUGCAGAUCCUUUAGAUUACUGCCUGAGCUGGCACCUGUGGGAGGUUCUUCGUGCUCUGAACUACACUCAUCUCUCAGAGCAGUGUGAGGGUGUGCUGCAAGCCAGUUACGCUGGCCAACUGGAAAGUGAGGGGCUCUGGGAGUGGGCCAUCUUUGUCUUCCUGCACAUUGAGAACUCAAGUAUGCGUGAGAAAGCAGUUCGAGAGUUGCUUACCCGGCACUGCCAGUUGUUGGAGACCCCUGAAUCUUGGGCUAAGGAGACUUUCCUUACCCAAAAGCUCUGUGUGCCUGCUGAAUGGAUUCAUGAAGCCAAAGCAGUUCGAGCACACAUGGAAUCCAAUAAACACUUGGAGGCCCUCUAUUUGUUUAAAGCUGGUCACUGGAACCACUGCCACAAACUCGUCAUCCGGCACUUAGCUUCUGAUGCAAUCAUUAAUGAGAACUAUGACUACCUGAAAGGGUUCUUGGAAGACCUGGCACCUCCAGAGCGCAGCAGCCUGAUUCAGGACUGGGAAACAUCUGGGCUUGUCUACCUGGACUACAUUCGAGUAAUUGAAAUGCUCCACCGUAUUCAGCAGGUGGACUGCUCAGGUUAUGAACUAGAGCAGUUACACACCAAAGUGACUUCACUGUGCAACCGGAUAGAGCAGAUCCAGUGUCACAAUGCCAAGGAUCGCCUGGCUCAGUCAGAUAUGGCCAAGCGUGUAGCCAACUUGCUACGGGUGGUACUGAGCCUACAGCAUGCCCCUGAUGCCACAUCUGACUCAACGCCAGAUCCUCAGCGAAUCCCUUUGCGCCUGUUGGCUCCCCACAUUGGUCGGCUCCCCAUGCCUGAGGACUACGCCUUGGAGGAGCUGCGCGGCCUCACACAGUCCUACCUGCGGGAACUGACUGUUGGGAGCCAGUGAGCCCCAGGCUCUUGCCGGCCCACUCACGAACUCUUCACACUUCCCACACAGCAGUUUCAAGCCUUGCUUUAAUUGACACUGUUUGCCAAUCACUAGGUUGACUGUGGAGUCCACCCUCCCCCUUCCUGCUGCCCAAGGCAGCAGCCCCCAGUUCAGAGCUUUUCUUAAUUCUGAACAUAGCAUAAGGGCUUCUGGAACCAAAAACAUUAGGAGACAAAUCUCCAUUUACCAUCCUCGACUAUUCGGUUUUUGUUUUUGAAAAAUGCUCAGUAAAACCCUUUUGGCAGAUAACCCCAUACCGAGAGAGGAAAAAUGAGGGAAAAAACCAGGGAAUUCUUUCUGCCACCAUUAUUCUGGAUCUGGUGACCACCACCACCCCUGUGCCAACUUGCUAAACUACAUCUGCUAUAGCCCGUCUUAGGACUCUUCAGAGGAGUGAGGCAGGCGAUGGGAUGGACAUGCUAAUCUAGGGCUGCUCUUCCUUAGCAAGCAGAAGGGAACUUGUCUCUGAUGUAAGUAAAAUGCUUGAUUGACAGUUUGGGAUUCAAAAGUGAGUUGGACAGAGUUAGGUAACAGAACAGGGUUUCUCUGACACAUUUCAAUAGAAGAGCAUGCUGCUAUGUGGGACUGACCAUCAAGGCUGUUUUGUGCCUUGGAUAUUACAUGAACUACAUACUGCCUACCAUCAUGUGCAGCAGCCCCUGGUCACAUGCCGCACGUCUCUGGGACGCUCCAGAACUUGGUUUGGUCUUUGAUUGUUAGUCAUCUUUCUGGGACUCGUGUCUGAAGUUACCAGAAGAAUUUGUAUGAAAAAUGUCUUGGACAGCUUUCCUUGCCUCUCCCAUACUAGCCCUCCAGAGCAUUUCCCACUUUUUAUCCACCUUCCUGGAAGAAGGUAAAACCAUCACCAAGGCAGGCCGGGAGCUGAGCUUCAGGGUAAGGUCGGAGGGCCUUCACUACACUGCUGCCAGCUAUGGGGAGUCCCAGGUGCUGGCCUGAGAUAGCUCGUGUUAGGGCUGCACAGACAGUAUGGCCACCCUUGGGUCUUUAUGCAUGAAGAUUAUGUAAAGAUUUUAUUAAAGUAUAUAUAUAUAUACAUAUAUAUAUAAAUGAUCUAGAUUAUUUUCCUCU